Geodia barretti is the source of this 1356-nucleotide messenger RNA. NCBI's taxonomy places the organism in Eukaryota, Metazoa, Porifera, Demospongiae, Tetractinellida, Geodiidae. The record is from the annotation of a GenBank genome assembly.
AUGGUGGACCGGGAAAACGGUCUCGUCAGCCGCGAAAUCUUCGUAAACUCUGACAUAUACGCCGAAGAGCAGGAACGCAUUUUCACCCGGGCCUGGCUGUUCGUCGGCCAUGAAAGCCAGGUAUCCAAACCCGGCGAUUUCUUUAUCUCAUCCAUGGGCGAAGAGUCAGUAAUUCUGUGCCGUGACCGGCAGGGCGAGGUGCACGUUUUUCUCAAUUCCUGCACCCAUCGCGGGAUGAAGGUUUGCCGGUACGACGAGGGCAAUACCCCCAUAUUUUCCUGCCCCUAUCACGGUUGGAGUUUCGCCACCGAUGGCGCUCUGGUCGGCGUGCCUUACUACAAGGAUGCCUACCACGAGGAGCUGGACAAAUCCCAAUGGGGUCUGCUUCGGGUGCCCCGCAUGACGAACUACAAAGGUGGCAUCUGGGCCAGUUGGGAUCCCCAGGCUCCAGACUUCCUCGAGUACAUCGGCGAAUUCCGCACCUAUCUUGAUAUCCUUUUUGACGGUUGGGACGGCUCGGAAGGCGGCACCGAAAUUAUUGGCGGUAUCGAAAAGUGGCUAGUUCCUUCCAACUGGAAAUUCCCGGCCGAGAACUUCAUCGGCGACCGCUACCACAACAUCAGCCAUCGGUCCGUCGACCUCGUGGGCAUCGGCCCAUCUGGUCAGGGUCGUCGUGAUAACAGCGAGCGGGAGGGAGCCAAGUCGCUGGACGUGUCCUUCCCGGAGCGCGGCCACGGGACGGUCAUCUUCCUGAGACCGGAAGAGGCUCAACCGGUUCGGUCCUACCAGAACGAUCCGAUCGUCGCUGAAUAUUUCCACGCCUGUGAAAUUGCCCGCAAAGAGCGACAGGGCCAGUUGUGGCGCAUCAUGGGGGGACCGGGCACGAUCUUUCCUAAUAUGUCCUACCUACCGCGCCAGCCCCGCAGCAUAGCGGUUUGGCAUCCCCGUGGACCCGACCAGACCGAGGUUUGGCGCUGGUACCUGGUGGACAGCACAGCUCCACCCGAAGUCAAAGAAUUCCUGCGCCAGUACUACAUCCGCUAUUCGGGACCCAGCGGAUUGACCGAGCAGGACGAUAUGGAAAACUGGAACUACGCCCAUGCUGCCAGCCGCGGCGCCAUGGCGCGCCGACGUUCGUACAACUAUCAGAUGGGUAUGGGUUACGCCGUGGACGAUUUCGAGGACGGCGGCUUGCAUCUGCCAGGCACGGUGCUCGAUACGACCAAAGCCCGUGCCGGCGAGCAGAAUCAGCGGACGUUCUACUCCCGUUGGGCUGACUUCAUGGCCGCUCGCGACUGGGACGAACUGGCUGGGUGGCGCCACGGCAACGGUGCCAACGGGUCCGGUUCCAGGUAG